AUGAGCAGCGGCGGCGGGCGGCCGCCGAGCCCUGGCGCCCCCGGCCCUGGCCCGGCGCCGGGGGGCACCCGGCCCGCCGCGGCCCCCAGGCAGCCGCCGCUGAGGGAGCCCGCCCGGCCCGCCGCGGCCCCCAGGCAGCCGCCGCUGAGGGAGCCCGCCCGGCCCGCCGCGGCCCCCAGGCAGCCGCCGCUGAGGGAGCCCGCCCGGCCCGCCGCGGCCCCCAGGCAGCCGCCGCUGAGGGAGCCCGCCCGGCCCGCCGCGGCCCCCAGGCAGCCGCCGCUGAGGGAGCCCGCCCGGCCCGCCGCGGCCCCCAGGCAGCCGCCGCUGAGGGAGCCCGCCCGGCCCGCCGCGGCCCCCAGGCAGCCGCCGCUGAGGGAGCCCGCCCGGCCCGCCGCGGCCCCCAGGCAGCCGCCGCUGAGGGAGCCCGCCCGGCCCGCUGUUGUGAGGCCCAAGCGGCAGCCGCCUCACAGGGGCACCGCACCAGAGGUGAUGCAAAAGUUAGAACCUUUUAUUUUGAAAGCAGCCUGUGCUCCACCAUUGGCAGCACUUCCUGCAAAGAAAGACAUUGAGGACUUCAUUGCAAGAUAUGAACAGGGAGCAAUGAACCCAGUAUCUGCCUUGCAUCAGUUUGCGCAAAUGCACCACGCACAACUGGAACUGAAAGAAACUGGCAUGGCAGGCAAUAUCAUAUGUCCUUAUUUUGCCUUUUGUGCGGUGAUAGAUGGUGUUUGCUACAAGACUGGACUUGGGAAAAACAAGAAGGAAUCUAAAUUCAAUGCAGCUAAACUGGCUCUUGAUGAGCUACUUAACUUGGAACAUCGAGGGGCAAAGGUUUUUGAAAAAUCAGAUCCUCCCCAUAUUCCUGCCGAGCCUUGGACUCCAGCAAACCCUGUUUGUGUAUCAAGGAUCUGCUUUGGAGGAGAACAGCUUAUACAUCAAAAACUUCCACAAACAGUUCAAGAAGUAUUUAACAGACUGACUGCCAAGCAUCCCGAGUACCGAAGUUGUGGCAGCUCACUGGCUGCCUUCAUCAUUGAAAAAGGUGGACGGCAUGAAGUUGUAGCUUUAGGAACAGGAGACUGUAAUUACAGUCAGUGCUUUCAACCUUGUGGAAGAGUGUUGCAUGACAGCCAUGCCAUUGUUACUGCAAGACGUUCUCUACUUAGAUAUUUUUAUAGGCAUCUUUUGCUGUUCUAUAAUGAAAAUCCAGCAAGGACAGAAAAAUCUGUAUUUCACGCACCACCAGGCUCGAAGCUGCUUACCCUAAAGCAAAAUACGGCUAUCUAUCUCUACAUAAAUCAGCUUCCAAAAGGAACGGCUCAGUUAAAAUCACCGGUGUAUCUCAAUCCAGGAUCUGUCUAUGCUUAUGAAGCUCGUGAAGAACUGAACCUCCAUGUGACUGUAGAAGGCAAGAUUUACCUAACUGUUUGUUGUCCACAUAGAACUGAUAGGACAAGCAGUAUGUCAGCUAGUGAUAAAUUAACAAAAUGGGAAGUGGUUGGUGUUCAGGGAGCAUUGCUGAGUCACUUCAUUGAACCAGUGUAUAUCAACAGUAUUCUUGUAGGAAAUGGAAAUUGCAAAGAUACAAGAGGGCUAGAAAUAGCUAUAAACCAGCGUGUUGAUGAUACACUUACAUCAAAGCUUCCCAUGCCUUAUAUGGUCAACAAAUGUCAUACUUACAUGGUAAAUGCUGCAUACCCGAUUCAAGUAGACUUCAAACAGAAGUCUCUUAGUUUGAAUUGGUCAUUGCCAGAUAGAUCACUGGAAGUUGUGGAUGGAUUAAAUGGAAAAACCAUUGAAAGUUCACCAUUCAAAACUGGUAUUUAUAUGGCAAGUCGCCUUUGCAAGGCAGCAAUGUUUAGUCGCUUCAGAUGGCUUGCUAAGGAAGCAGGACGGAAUGAUUUGCUUCAAGUUGCAAUGUACCAUGAAGCUAAGAUUCAAUCUGAAUUGUACCAAAAAGCUAAAAAUUUGCUGCAGAGCUACUUAGAGCAAAAUCGUUACGGAUCCUGGAUUGUGAAGUCUGCAGAUGUGGAACAGUUCAGUGGCUGACUGUGAGCUGGACUGUAUGUGAAUUCAGUUUGGAUGGUUUCUUUCAGUAAAAGAUAAAAUGAUGGGAAGUGCGGUUCUUCGGUGGAGCAGCUUAUCUGUGAGACUGGUGUCUGUCUGCUUGCUCUGUGUAUCAGCUGGAAAGCAAUGUCAGAUCCGAUACGAAAUGGCUGACUGCAG
Messenger RNA from Falco peregrinus (peregrine falcon), 2226 nucleotides. It is a transcript of the gene ADAD1, whose product is annotated as adenosine deaminase domain containing 1. The coding region runs from base 1 to 2049 and encodes 682 amino acids. Gene Ontology annotation, biological process: RNA processing; adenosine to inosine editing. Gene Ontology annotation, cellular component: nucleolus; cytoplasm. The transcript has 12 exons. Gene Ontology annotation, molecular function: double-stranded RNA adenosine deaminase activity; tRNA-specific adenosine deaminase activity; double-stranded RNA binding. The record is from RefSeq and is a predicted model, not a curated record. Lineage: Eukaryota; Metazoa; Chordata; Aves; Falconiformes; Falconidae.